AAACGCCUUCGCACAUAUGAAGCAAAUAAGGAAGCAUACAUUGCCACGCCCUCUUCAGUUUCGGAAAGUCCUUCACCGUUAGUUUAUUAUACAGCUCCAACAUCACCUGUUGCUGGAACUCCGCAAUCUUCAAAUUAUAAUUCAUCUCCUGAAGGAUCACCUGAAGGUUUUAGUGCAUCAUUUCAAAAGGCAAUCGAUGAUGAAAUAUUAUUCUGGACAAUGUCAACUGCAAAAACCUCUGAUUUUACUGAUUAUUCAUAUAAAUCAAAUCCUACCACAUUUUUAAGGACAAAUUUUCCUGGAGACACUUCAUAUGAUAAUAUUUAUAACACUCCAGUACGAACUAGGUCAAUCUAUGCUUCAUCAUUUGGUGACUCUCCUCAAAAUUCUUGUUCAAAUGACAAGGCCAGUUUAUAUAGGGAUCGGUCUAAAUAUUUAAGAUCUCCAUCAAUUAGAAAAUUUAGUAGAUCUAACGUUAAUAAAACUCCCGAUCAACGUACACCAUCCCUCGUUAUUAAAGAUAGGAAUAAUGUGUUAACUCCUGAAAGAAAAGUUCCUUUCAUUCCUCAGAUAAAAGAUGAUGUACUACCAUUUUACGAUGAAAUAAAUGAUGAUGAAUAUUCUCCAGUAUUAAAUUCAUCUAUAACAAAACAUUCAAUUCCUGACAAUGAUGCGUCGUUUUGGGCACCUACUACUAAGUCAAAUAAUGAAGAGUUACAUUCUAAUACAGAAAUAGAAUCUCCAGUCUUGAUAUUAAAAAGACCAAAUGUCUCCACACCGGUUUUAAUGAAAAGAAUGGAUAAAGAUUUAAAACCUUUACCAUCAAUGAUUAAUGAAUAUGCAACUAAAUAUGCACAUAUACUAGAUAAAGCUUAUUUCCAAAAGUACGCACAUGAAAACAGAGAAUUUAAUCAUCCGGAGUCUUGCGAACUAAAUGAAAUGGAUUAUUUUAGUUCAAAUUUCUAUGUGAUUUCUGUUAUUGGAACUGGGGAAUUCUCUAUUGCGUAUAAGGUCAAAGAUAAAAAAACUGGAGCUUUAUAUGUCAUUAAAAAGACAAAAAAUCCAUUCGUUUCUCUAAAUUCUAGAAUCCGUUCUUUGUGUGAAGUCGAAAUCAUGUGGCUGCUUGGAUCACAUCAAAACUGCGUUAAAUUAGUUGCCGCCUGGGAGCAGCAUGGCCACCUUCACCUCCAAACAGAAUUAUGUGAUAAUGGUACACUUUUAGACUUUAUUGCCAAUAAUGUUCUCAGUGAAUCUCAAAUUUGGAAGAUAUUUAUGGAUAUUGCACUUGGUCUUAAGCACAUUCAUAAUCACAAUAUUAUGCAUUUAGAUUUAAAAUCUGAGAAUAUUUUUAUGGCAUCAGAUGGAACUUUUAAAAUUGGUGACUUUGGCCUUGCUUCAACCUGGCCAGCAAAACCUAAUUUGGAGAGUGAGGGUGAUCGGAGAUAUCUUGCCGCUGAGAUUUUAAAUGGACAUUAUGACAAACCUGCAGACAUUUUUAGUCUUGGAAUUGUCCUCUUGGAAAUGGUUAGUAAAACGCCACUUCCACAUUUUGGUAGUGAUUGGAGGAGAUUGCGCCAAGGUGAUUUGGCCGGGUUCGUAUUUGAUGAUAUUUCAGAUUCUAUGAUCUCUUUGAUAAAGUCUAUGCUCCAACGAGAUCCAAAUAUGCGUCCCACAAUCGAAGAAAUUAUUGUCUAUAAUAAUGAUAAUACAAAUUUUCAGAUGUCAACUCAUCCAUGUGUCUAA
Molecule: messenger RNA, 1743 nt
Organism: Dentiscutata erythropus
Lineage: Eukaryota; Fungi; Glomeromycota; Glomeromycetes; Diversisporales; Gigasporaceae
Source: the annotation of a GenBank genome assembly